Molecule: messenger RNA, 4262 nt
Organism: Hypanus sabinus (Atlantic stingray)
Lineage: Eukaryota; Metazoa; Chordata; Chondrichthyes; Myliobatiformes; Dasyatidae
Product: NACHT, LRR and PYD domains-containing protein 3-like
Exons: 15
Coding region: 428-3595 (1055 amino acids)
Cellular component (GO): cytoplasm
Molecular function (GO): protein binding
Source: RefSeq, a predicted model, not a curated record
GGUUAUUUUUCUUUGUUUGCUGAAGCGGGUCCGGAGCGGCGGGUUGUCUGUGGGAUCCGGAUCGGGAGGGGGUCCUCGCCCCCCGGGGCGGGGGGGUCGGAUGAUUCUCUGCGGAGCGGGACCGACAAGAUCCAUGCGUUAUAGCUGCGGUUAGAGGCUUAUUGGAAGAAACGCCCACAACUGAAGACGAGGGAGCAGCAACAAUGAACCAGCCCGAGGAUUGAGAGCAUCAACUGGAGAAAACCCUUCUGACUAGGAGUUUCCAUUGAUUCAGUCAGGAGAAACUUCGAGCAUCACCAGCUAGUGGAGCUUUUCUGCACCGGGUCCAAAGUGUAAAAAGAAGACGACAAUCAGCAAUCAUCAGUCACAGUCAGAAUGGCUACAGAGAGAUAUAGGCCAGUUUGAAGAGUGGGCUGAACGAUGGCAGAUGGAGUUUAAUGCUGUCGCAGAGUCUACAGUCUCAGCCCUCCUGGCACAGUGGGACAAAUAUGGACUGUACGAACUGACGAAGUACUACAGGGGCAGGCUGGAAAAGGCGAUAGAAGAAGGGGUGAAAACACUCAGAUGUAUGUCGUCACAGGAGGGACAUAUCCGUGCAGAAGAACAUGAGAAAGUCACUGAACUGAAGGAAAACUGGACAGAGAGUAUCACAUUCUUCCUCAGGUUGAUGAUGGGAGAAGGCUCGAAAACCGGGAGGGUGAUGUGGGAAUCCUUUGUGAAAAUGCGGACUGAGUUACAGAAGUUGGACAAAGUACUCAAGGAAAUACAGGAGCUCGUCACAGGUCCGAGCUCAGUUAUCACCGAGCUCCUGGCAAGCUGGAACGAUUUCCAGCUGCUGCAGUUGACGGACUUCUACCGGGACAGGCUGGAGCAGGCGAUGGAAGGAGGGGUGCACGGAGUGAGCCGGGCGUUAACGGCCAAGAAUCAGUUCAGCGGAGAGGAACAUCGGAAAAUCUCUGAUCUCGCUGAUAAGGGAGAGCGGGCAGACAGUUCUAAACUCCUCCUGAGCCUGGUGAUGGAGAAAGGCUCCCGCGCCCGGAGGAUGAUGUGGGAAACCUUUGUGAAAAUGCGGAUUGAUGUCCCAAAGUUGGACAAAAUACUAAAAGAAAUACAGGAACAUGGUUGUGUUCCGGUUCAUCGACCCGUACUGGAGAUUCCCAGGGAACUGAAAGUUGUUCAACAGAAACACAAGGAGACUCUGCGGACACAAUCUGAAACACUGAGAGUGAACACGAUCCUGAUGAGGGAGAAGGUGAAGGUUUUCCAGCUGGUUGAUCGAUACGCUGAGCUCACGGUCAUUUCUACUGUUCGAGAUCGGACACUGGUGGAACUUGAGCUGCUGGCAAGAGGCAGAGACCACGAGGAGUGGAGGCAGAAAUGUCUCCGUGGAGAGCUGGAAAAAAUCCGGACGGAUCAGCUGUUCCAGAGCAGCUUUUCCCGAAUUAAAUCCAUAUCUGGGAGCUCGACAGCAGUGGCCGGAGUCCCGGGGAUCGGGAAAACAACAAUGGUACAAAAGAUUGUUUAUGACUGGGCCACGGGGAAAAUAUACCAACAAUUCCAGUUUGUCUUCAGUUUCAAAUUUCAGGAUUUAAACUCCAUUAACAACAGAAUAAACCUGAGAGAACUGAUUCUGGAUCAUUAUCCUUACUUUGGGAAUAUGCUGAGAGUGGUCUGGAAGAACCCAGAGGGAUUGUUGUUUAUAUUCGAUGGUUUGGAUGAAUUCAAACACAGAAUCGAUUUUGCGGACAGUCGGAGAGAUACAGAACCCAAGCACCAGUGCCCAGAUCCCGAGUGGAGGUGUGAAGUGCCUGACAUUGUGUACAGUUUAAUCCAGGGCAAGCUGCUCCCAGGGUGUUCAGUGCUGGUGACCACCCGCCCCACUGCGUUACAUUUAUUGGAAAAGUCUGAGGUCAGUGUCUGGGCUGAAAUCCUGGGAUUUUCUGGUGAGGAACGGAAGGAAUAUUUCAUCAGACAUUUUGAAGAUCAGACGGUGGCAGAAGCUGUUUUCAAACACAUGGAGGAGAAUGAGAUCCUGUACACCAUGAGCUACAACCCUUCCUACUGCUGGAUCCUCGCUCUGGCACUGGGCCCCUUCUUCACACAAAGAGUCAUGGACCCACAGAGAGUUCCCAAGACCAUCACCCAACUGUACUCCUACUAUAUUUACAACAUCGUGAAAAACCAUGGCCGUGAGAUUGAGAACCCCCGUGAUGUGUUACUCAGGGUUGGUCAGAUGGCCUUCAGAGGAGUGUCCGAGAAGAAAAUUGUGUUUACAGAUGGAGAUUUGAUCAACUACAAUCUGCAGCCUUCCCAGUUCCUGUCCGGGUUCCUGAUGGAGCUUUUGGAGAGAGAGGAUUCUGCCCGGAGCAUGGUGUACACAUUCCCACACCUCACCAUCCAAGAAUUUGUAGCUGCAGUCGCACAAUUCCUGAAUCCACAUCCCGGGGAUAUCCUGAAAUUCCUCACUAAAGCCCAUAGCACGACAGAUGGGCGAUUUGAGGUAUUUCUCCGUUUUGUUGCUGGUCUCUCCUCCCCAAUGACAGUUCGGGGCCUGGAGGAGUUUCUGGGUCCAUUUCCUCAUCAAACAACCUGCCGGGUGAUUGACUGGGUGAAGGAGGAGGUUAAACGCCAGAUUGGAAACACAGGGAGUGAAGCUGGUAAAAGGAGCUUCCUGAACACAUUGCACUACCUGUUUGAGUCUCAGAAUCGUGGACUGGCUCAGGUUACACUGGGAUCUGUGGAAACACUUUCAUUCCGUGGAAUGAAACUGACCCCGACUGACUGUGCGGUCCUGUCUCAUGUCAUCGGACUCUGUGAUACAAUAAUACAGCUCGACCUGUGGAACUGCCACAUUCAGUGUGAAGGAAUCCAGCGGCUGGGACCCGGGCUGCACAAGUGCCAGGAGUUGAGACUGAAUGAUAAUAACCUGGGAGAUUCAGGAGUGAAACUGGUGUCUUCGGCUCUGAGGAACCCGGAGUGUAAAAUACAGAAACUGUGGCUGAUCUAUGUCGGUCUCACAGAUUCUGGUGCCGAGGAUCUCGCCUCCGCUCUCAGUACAAACACAUCACUGAGGACGCUGAACCUGAGUGAUAAUAAACUGGGAGAUUCAGGAGUGAAACUGGUGUCUGCGGCUCUGAGGAACCCGGAGUGUAAAAUACAGAAACUGCGGCUGAUCAAAGUCGGUCUCACAGAUUCUGGUGCCGAGGAUCUCGUCUCCGCUCUCAGUACAAACCGAUUACUGGCGGAGCUGGAGCUGAGUAAUAAUAAACUGGGAGAUUCAGGAGUGAAACUGGUGUCUGCGGCUCUGAGGAACCCGGAGUGUAAAAUACAGAGACUGGGGCUGCAUAAGGUCGGUCUCACAGAUUCUGGUGCCGAGGAUCUCGUCUCCGCUCUAAGUGGAAACCCAUCACUGACGGGGCUGGACCUGACAUCAAACUCUCUGACAGACCGAUCUGUCCCCGCUCUCCGCCGCCUCAUUCUGACCCUCCCGAAUCUGUCGUGGAUCGAGCUGGGGUUGAAUCGGUUCAGUGAGACAGGGGGGAAGCAACUGAGACCUCUGCGGGGAGUCAGACCCAGACUGACAAUGGGGAUCUGAACAUCUGAAUGUGUGAACAUCCCCGCCCGCGGGAUGGGGACAUUUGGCCGACUCCCCGCCCUCCCCUUUAAUUCCCGCCCUUACCUUUAAUGGCAGCGCCCCAGGGCUGAUUCCCAACGGUUUUAACGGAACCGGCUCGGGCCUCGCGCUGUGUGUCGCUCGGAACGGUCCCGCAGUGACGUGUUUUCGCGUGUUGUGGCGUGCCAGCUUCCGCCGGAUGUGCGUGUUCGAGACUCCCACGUGAGACCCCGGGGAAUUACCCGGACAGGAAGAGCCGGGAGCCGGGGCUCAGUGUGGGACACCGGCGUCCCGGUGUGGGAUUAUCCCGGGAGAGAAUCCUUUUGCCCCCUUUGCUGAGGACGGUGCAUUCGGCAGCCUGGCCGAUAUAAUGAUGUUAAAUGGACAAAUCCCUCGGCAGUGACCCUGGAUCUGCAGCGAUCCCGGACACGGCCCUGAAGUGUGAUUUUAUAAUCAUCGGUUCCCCGAUGCAGAGUGACGGUGAGAAACGGGACUGAUUAUUCAACCGGUCACUCCUUGUCGCCGGUCAGUUAAUUGUGUGUGACUGUGAGUGAGUCGGGAGCAGCUUAUUUAUUCCCGCACGUCAGCAGCUCACACAUUGUUUAAUUUACAUUUGUCAUGAUGAAAUCAAUAAACCGUUGUAACUUCC